Molecule: messenger RNA, 6423 nt
Organism: Lagopus muta (rock ptarmigan)
Lineage: Eukaryota; Metazoa; Chordata; Aves; Galliformes; Phasianidae
Gene: STEAP2
Product: STEAP2 metalloreductase
Exons: 5
Coding region: 195-1664 (489 amino acids)
Biological process (GO): copper ion import
Cellular component (GO): plasma membrane; endosome
Molecular function (GO): cupric reductase (NADH) activity; ferric-chelate reductase (NADPH) activity
Source: RefSeq, a predicted model, not a curated record
GCGCCGCCGUUCGCUCCCCGCCCGGCCGUAGCGCCGAGGCAGCGGCCGCAGGGGGCGGGAUGCAGCGCGGGGAGGCGCCGCCUUCCCGCCCGCCCGGCACUGCGGGGCUGGAGGCUGAGGAGCCGGAGCGGAGGCGCCGCUCCUCCGACGCGCGGGAGGAGAAAAAGUCAUCAUAAGUUUGGUGUCUUAGAAUUAUGGAAUCAAUCUCUAUGAUGGGAAGCCCUAAGAACCUCAAUGAAACUUUUCUACCGAACGUGGCCAAUGGCAUCAAGGAUGCCAGUAAGAUCACAGUAGGCAUCAUUGGAAGUGGAGACUUCGCAAAAUCAUUGACCAUUCGGCUGAUCAGAUGUGGGUACCAUGUUGUUGUAGGAAGCAGAAACCCUAAACUUGCUGCAGAGUUCUUUCCCCACGUGGUUGAUGUCACUCACCAUGAAGAUGCAGUAACAAAAACAAACCUCAUUUUUGUAGCUAUUCAUAGAGAACACUACACGUCUUUGUGGGACCUCAAGCAUUUACUCGUUGGUAAAAUUCUGGUUGAUGUCAGCAACAACACAAGAGUAGACCAAUAUCCAGACUCCAAUGCAGAGUAUUUGGCAUCGCUUUUCCCAGAUUCUGUAGUUGUCAAAGGAUUCAAUGUUGUUUCAGCUUGGUCACUCCAGUUAGGACCAAAGGAUGCCAGCAGACAGGUCUAUAUAUGCAGUAACAAUGUUCAGGCUCGCCAUCAAGUUACUGAGCUCGCUCGUCAGCUCGGUUUUAUUCCUAUUGAUCUGGGGGCAUUGUCAUCUUCAAGAGAGAUUGAAAACUUACCUCUGCGACUCUUCACACUGUGGAAGGGGCCUGUAGUGAUUGCCAUUAGUCUGGCAACAUUUUUCUUCAUUUAUUCCUUCAUCAGAGACGUAAUCCAUCCGUAUGUGAGAAAUCAACAGAGUGACUUUUACAAGAUCCCCAUUGAGAUUGUCAAUAAGACUCUACCAGUUGUUGCCAUCACGUUGCUCUCUCUAGUGUAUUUGUCAGGACUUAUUGCAGCCUCUUACCAGCUUUACUACGGCACUAAGUAUAGGCGAUUUCCACCUUGGCUGGACAACUGGCUGCAGUGUCGAAAGCAGCUUGGACUGCUCAGCUUUUUCUUUGCAGUGGUGCACGUGGCAUACAGCCUUUGCUUACCUAUGAGGAGAUCAGAGCGAUACUUGUUCCUCAAUAUGGCGUAUCAACAGGUUCAUGCAAAUGUUGAAAAUUCUUGGAAUGAAGAAGAAGUGUGGCGAAUUGAAAUGUAUCUCUCCUUUGGAAUAAUGAGUCUUGGGUUGCUUUCUUUGCUGGCAGUAACUUCUAUCCCUUCAGUCAACAAUGCCUUAAACUGGAGGGAGUUCAGUUUUAUUCAGUCUACACUUGGAUACGUUGCUCUGCUCAUAAGUACUUUCCACGUACUGAUUUAUGGAUGGAAAAGAGCUUUUGAAGAAGAAUAUUACAGGUUUUACACACCACCAAAUUUUGUUCUUGCCCUUGUUCUGCCUUCCAUUGUAGUUCUAGGUAAGAUCAUUUUACUUCUGCCAUGUGUAAGUAGGAAACUAAGGAGAAUUAGAAGAGGAUGGGAGAAAAGCCAUGCAAUAGAAGAAACAAGUGGGUCCAUUCCACAUUUCUCUCCAGAAAGAAUAACUGUGAUGUGAUGGUGGACUACAUUUUAUUAGUACUACUGAAGAUGUUUGGGUUUUUCCUCGUUGUGGUUUUUUUUGUCUUAUAUUUUCAGGAGUUUAUGUAAUGUAUGUGUAAAGUCAGUGUGGACUUGCUUGGCAUACAUACAAGCCCUCAGUGGAUUUAUGAGAAAUUGAUAACUAGGAAAUUGCUAUUUUGGAUAUCUACAAAAAUACUUUGUUUUGAAUUACAGAGGGCAGAUAAUCAUGAAAUCAGAUUUAUUUUAAUGCUCCUUUGCACAAUUGUAUCACAACAGUAUUUUGUUAUAACGAUGCUUGUGAGAUAUUUCUUUGACUUAGUGUGUCAGAGUGCUAUGUCUUAAUACCAUACUUUACCACAUCUGUCAUUUAAACCACACUUCUGGGUUACUGAGUUCAGAAUAUUGACUAAUAGAGUUAAUUUAGGAAGCAUUCAGAUUUUGAAGCAACUGAAAUUAAUUUGUAACAUGUUGCACAUGUCAGUGUAUUCAUUUUUGUGGUUUUCAAAUAUUCCAUGAUUUAAAUAUGCAAAACCAGUUUCAGAUGUGGCCUAAUUAUGCAUCUUGUAAGCAGACAGUAUUGUACCUUAUGGGACUUUUUUAAAGAGAAUCGCAUGGAAUUUUAAACCUUAGCAUCUCUUUCUGUAUGUCAUAUAAUGAGUCACCAAAGCAUUAUUAUGCACGAGUAGGAGGACUUGCAGAUAUGUAUGCAAGCAACUAUUUCUCGAUGGAAUCAUUAUUUUAAAAUACCAGAAAAUAUUUUAAAACAAAAAUACUGAUAAAUCUGCAACAAUAAAAAUCCACUUUCUCUGUGAAACUUCCAGUAUGUUAGUACAACAAGGAAGCACCACAUUACUCAUGUUCUGUAUGUUUUUACAUUGGAGUUUCAGUUACAUAUGAAUGUCCCACAAUCUAUCUUAGUAUCAUCUUGUGUAAAUACAAUCUUCUAUUUUUAUAUAUAAUCUUACUUUCAGAACAGAUGUUUCUGGGAUAUGCCUGAAUUUUUGAGAAAGAAAAUGAUUAUUCUCAAACUUAAAAAUGAAACUUUUCCUCUAAGACUUGACAUUUGUGUUUUCUGUGGGAUUCAGAAAAACAUUCAAAAUGAUUUAUUACUAGUACUUUGUCAGGUAUUACUCUAACAAAAUAGCUAAACCCAAUUUAUCUACCUUCAGUCUACUCUUAAUUAGCAAAACCUUUAUUUUAACAGAUGAGAAUUGAUCCAAAUUUUCCUUGGAUAUAUGAAAUUAUAUUUUUCUUAACUAUUUUUGCACUGGAUCUCUAAGUUUCUUAGCUGAGUCUUCACUUACUAUUUCUUUGCAAGCAUCUGUCAUCAAUAUGAUACCUGUCAGAAAGAAGUUGAAUUUAUCCUUAAACAUCAUCAAUCCUUUGAAUCUCAGUACUUCUACAAUGAAACCAACAGCUCCACAGAAACAGAAUCUAGGAUCAAAUUCUACUCCCAGUUACACCAGCCUAAAUCUGAAGUGUUGUUAGUUGUUUUUAAUUUCAUUUCAAACUCAAAAAUACACUACAAUUUUAUUUUGAUUGUAGUACCUGUAUUCUCCAAACAUCAAAUCUGUGUAUGUUCAGGGUUUGUUGCAAAUCAAGAGACAGCUGGAUCAUUUUAAUUCCAGGCGUGUCCACCAAGGUAGUAAUGUUACUGUUCCAUUUCCUGUAUGCAGCUAUUUCAGUGACAAAUGCGAUACGUGAGCCCAAUACUGUUUUAUCAAACCAGAUAUUAAGCAGAAAAACUGUAGUUACUGCAUAUAGACAGGAGCCUAAGCUAAUAGGAAUCCCAUUUUCUCAUAAAAAUGGAGAACAAAUGUCAUUUACAACUGCUAACUUACUUUGCCUGUGUGUAAAUGCAUUUCAGUUACAGAAAGCUGUGUAUUUUUGGAAGGCUUGCAGAGUAACCUGUAACUGAAUUUCCUAGCCAGUGUUUUUUUAUUCCAUUAUUACAGACAAACUGAAUAAAGCUUAGGCAGUUUUGCUCCAUUGCUUUGAAUAAAUUUAAUUACAGAAUUAGUACAAAAAGUUCAACUGACACAACUAUUCUCUUGGUUCUAAUUACUCACACGUGCAGGUGUUUGCAGAAUAUUUGCUUGUGAGUUGUCUGAAAGGCAGUUAAUCUUCACAAACCCAUGGCAUUGUUUAUGUAAGAGCUAUUUCAACUCUUUGUUAUUAAUUUCAUGCUAGAGGAAACAGCACAUGAUUUGAUAUUAAAAUUCUCCAAGACUUUUUGUAUUUUAAUGAUAUAACUACUGUGCUAUGUUCUGUCCCAGUUCUGUGCACGAAACCUAAUUAAAGUCACUAAGAUUGAACAGUGUAACUGAAAGUAGAAUUUCCUACCUUUGAACAAAUUUAGAAACCAUUAUUGUUGACAAUUUCCAAAUUAAAAAUAACAGCAGCAUAUUUAUAGUAAUUAUACAUUUCUGCAGGAUAUAUAAUUAUCAUUCAUAUCUAAUUCUUGUCUGAUUCAGUAAUGAUAAUGAUGCAGAAGUAAGAUACUGUACUAGUUGAACAUUACAUCAAAGUCAAUAUAUGUUGUAAUAUAUCAUGCAGCCACUCACAGUGUAUACAGAAAUGUAUUUGCCCUCUAUCCUAUGCAGAGUUAUUUCAUCAUUAGACUUCUUCAGGAAUGUUAAAACUCUUAAAUUUUGAAAUGACAGAAGUGUCUGGAGGGAAUAGUAAUGUGUUGUUCCUUUCUUCAAAGUACGUGUGUUGAAAAUCAAAAAUGUGGUUUAAUUUUACUUGAAAGGUUGAAAUACUGAAGUAUUAAUAAAUAGAUGAUAUUUUUAGACAAAAUGUGAAGAGAUUUUUGUUAAGUAUUUGUGUUAUAACGUGACAUAACAGUUUCCAGUUAGGCCAUGUAUUUAUUUCUAAUUGGAAUAAGAUGACUUGUUAUUUAAUCUUGUGUAGUGUUCUUUAUUGUAAGGACCAAUUAAUAAGAUACUAAGUCUGAAAAUAAAAUGACACUCAUGCACUUAUUACACAUGUAUAUGUUCAGUCACAUCAGGAAACUAUUCAUGUGAUUAAUUACAUUGGUUUCUGAGGGAGGACUUGAGUAAGGAGUUACUGGAAAGACACCCGAGGCUAAAAAUUUGGUUUCAGUUGCCUAAAUGUACUCUAAUAAAAUCACUUAGAUUCUUCAGUUAUUUAGGAGAAUAUACAUGUAUUUUGAGGAACAGGCUGCUAUAAAAAUAUUUUCUCUGUAACAUUAUAUGAAUCCUUAUUAUAUGAAUCCUUUACUGUUUGUAGGGAUGCCCUGCCAAAUGUGAAAAUAACCUUUCACUUCUCUUAAUUACAGUUAAAUAAAAACAAAAUAUUGCUUUAAUAUAUGAUGCAAAGCUUUACAUAUUAUGCUAGAAAAUAGAAACCUCUAUGUAUUUAGCAACAGGAUGUUUGUUUUUUAUGGACGUGAGGUAUUUCAUAAUGUUAUUUAAAAUGCAGUUCUAUUCCAGAUCCCGUAUUUGUCUUUAAUUUUAUAUUACAAUUCCAUUUACUGUAGCAACUAUGGACAAGUUAAUUAAGUCCUCAUGGUCUUGAAUUAUUUAGAGAUUAAUUAUUUUGAAAUUCAGUUGUGCAAGUUGUUUGUGUAUGUAGCUUGUGGUAACAGUUGUUGUGAAUUGGUGCCACUUUUAACAUUUUGUUCCAGCACUGUGCAUAAUGUGAUGUGCCAAUAUGAGAAAGAAAAUACAUUUGUAUUUUUAUUUGGCAUUAAUUGGCAAUGAAGUAUUGUGUAUCUAUAUACAAUCAGCUAUACAUGCUGCCCAACUAGCACUAAGGGAGAUUACCGGUUAAUCUAAGGCAAAAAAUUCCCAAGUGAAUAUAGAUUUCACAGGUGUGACUAUAGUUAGGAAACGGUUUUCCUCUGAAUGUUAUAAAAUUAAAGUUAGAUAUAUCAGCUGCAUAAAGAUUAGAUUGAGAAUUAAGUGUGAUAGUUUCAGCUGUAACAGUGAAUUUAUGCAGUGGUCGUAGCUGCACAUGCAUAGUUCCUUUCAGAUAGUACAUUUCAUAAGGUUUGGAUUUCAUGGAUGUUCAUUUGGUAGUAUUUUCUACAAAUAAGUAAAGUUGCAGUACUGAUAUUGUAUCAUUAUAUGAUACUGCUUGAAUUAGAUUGCUGCCUGUGUAACAAGUGACACACAGAACUGAAUGGUCAUCUUUAUUAUAUAUUGCUUUUCAUGCCUCGCUCGCAGUGUCUUACAGUGAACGUAGUUUGUCUCCCAUAUGCAGUAUUUUCCUGGUAUUCUCUUUGUAGUUGUUUGUCAGGGGUUUUUUGUGCUGUCUCUCUGAACAGGGCUAUUAUAAAAUGUUAAUAAAAUGCUUUUACCUAUUUUUCCAUAGACUCUGAUUUACAGAAAAAUCAAUAAAAAGUUAAUGUCACGUAUUUGGGUUUCUCUUCUGUGCUUAUGCAUAAUAAAACUCAGUUUGUUUUCCUUUAUAAUACAUGUGUACUCUGAUUAACAGGUUUUCAAAGAAGUAGAACUUGAAUGGAAAUUCAUAGUAAAAUUCUCAAGAGUAAUUAGUUUCUUUUACAACACAUUUACAGGACCAUUUCCCUUAUCUAAUUGUAAUGUACUCUUCAACUUUUCAGGACACAAAAAGAUGCUGUAGUACUAUCAAUAUUUAUCCGAUCCACUUGUUAUUCAAAAAACAUGUGCCCAGCAGUCUCAGUUUUGACACAAGAAAUUUGGCAGGGGGAGACGUUCUUCAUGUUUGGCUGUGCACAUGAGGAAGCGUUACUGUUUAAAUGAGAAAAA